Molecule: messenger RNA, 2179 nt
Organism: Vitrella brassicaformis
Lineage: Eukaryota; Vitrellaceae
Source: the annotation of a GenBank genome assembly
GCAGUUUUUUGAAACCGGCUGCCGGCGAAUUAGAGAUGAUGUCGGGGUUUAAGAAGCGCAAGGGGGCGCCUGACGGCGACAGCGAUGAUCAGCUUCCCUUUCGGUCCACUCGGCCAGCCUUUGUCACAGAUGCUCUCCACUCUGUCGCUUCCAGCUUCGAUGACGCCGGACGAGCCCUCGCAUUCAAGCGACAGACCCUCGAGGAGCUGCAGAAAGACCAGCAGCGGCUGCUGAGCGAGAUCAGCUGGCAGGAGGAUGCCGCUGGUGACGCCAACGAGAUGCUCCCUCUGUCGGCGGGCGGAACCCUUUUCAAGGUUCCUCGCGGUUUGCUGACCAAGAAGGCCGACAGUCUGCUGGCGUUCAUCUUCAGCGGCCACCUCGAUGGGCGACUGGUUCGGUGCACCGACGGAUCCCAUUGCAUCUUCAUGGACCUCGACGGAAGCAUCUUCGAGAAGAUCAUCCACACGCUGGCUACAUCCGACGGCAGCAGCAGCGCGAGUCAGGCGCAGGGCACUGCUGACCCUGACGAGGCCUUCUUCUUCGACGUGCUGGUCAGCAAGCCCCUCCCCACCGUCACCACCUCCCCCGGCCCCCCUCCCCCACACAUGGACGCACCAGCCAUGCCUCACACCACCGGAGUUCAGGAGGCCAUGCCGUCAAGCGCGGCACUCAUGGACAGCAUCAAGUCGGUGUGUGUGGGAUACAUGAAGAAGCAUGCGGCCGUUGACGCACAGAUCGAUGCCGUCAAGCGUGUCAUGCGGCAGCUAGAGGAUCGCAUGAAGCUGGCCGAGCCCUGGCUGCAGCCGUCGACGGGGGGCGGGGUCGGGGUGGUGAGUGUGAGUGUGAUGGGGAUGACUCUUAGCACGACCACGGCCACUGUAGAGGCGUGUGGCGGGGGCGACUCGCCGUUCGCAAAUCGCUUCAACGGGUGGGCACGCACAAGACACAUUGUAGCGGGAACACACGUGUGAGCGCUUGUUUGCUCUCCCUCAGGGCCUCGUUGGACGCCACAUCCCCUGGGCUCGUACGCAAGGCCAUCAACUUCGCCCGCCGACACCGUAUUGCCCCCUCUCAAUCCCUCCCAAUCACUCCCUCACAGCAGUCAUCGGCUAACGACACACUGGAGCUGCGCCGGACACUCGAGAUGUUCGGCCUAGUCGGUUCUCAUGCGCACUGUGUGCAGCGCAUCGCACCGUCGAUGGGAGGGCCGGGGAAAGGGCUGUUAGCGGGGCGGGCGGAGCUGAAUCGGCUUGUGGGCUGGCUGGAGGAGGAAUGGAACAAACCUGUAGAGGACAUACAGUGCACAUUCACGUCCGCAAGAGUAUAUGUGGGUCAGAGGAAGUAAGCUGGCAACAUGGAUGUCUUUGUUCCUCAGUUGUUCGUUGGCAGCUGCGUACGAUCGCGCUGCCUUCCUGGCGAGCAUCCCAGCACCCGAGGCGGAGAAGGGCUGGGUGAGUACGGCAGACGACGGCAAUGGCCACAGUUGACACACGGUGCAUCGCUGUGUCUGGAUGUGCAGGUGUUGCUGUUGAAGAAGGGUGAGCAGGUGGUGGGUGGAGCCAGCCCCAAGGGGUUAAAGACAGACACGGAAUGGCUCCGUGCGGCGUCUCCGAAUGGCCCUCGCAUCGAGUAAGUCUGGACGCUAUCGUUCUGUUUGUGGCGUGAGCAAAUGUCAUUUGCUUGCUCUCUCUUGAUCCCCGUCAGGGCGUAUGGAUGACGUUGUGUGUGCGUGUGUGUGUGUGUGUGUGAAUGUAGUUGUUACGAGCGCUCUUCACAGGAGCCGAUUCCUUUUCUCUUCAAGCUGACCGACGCACACCACCCCGACACCGUCGCAAAGAAGACAGGGGACACAUCUGCUGUAGCCGCUGGCAGCCGACUGUUGUCUCUUUGUAUCAUGGCAGGGGUGGAUAUCAGCCACGCUCUUUGGGUCGAGCUGGCAUCGCCAUUUCACCAUGGCGCACGGAUCCUCACUAGCAAGGAGGCAGAGAGGCCCCUCAUGAGCGGCCCAGCAAGGGUCGAGGGGGGCUUUCACACUGUGUGCGGUGGGUGGGAUGUGGUGGAGGUGUGGCAGGUGGCCUACAUGGGCCAGAGAGCCAUGGGAUAGCUCGAUAUCGCGUGAGGUGGGAUGGGAUGGAUGGAUGUACCUAUGUGUGGACGUGUCUUGUGUACAGUGUUGGUG